AUGAAAUACGUCGUGGUUUCCGGAGGUGUUAUUAGCGGUAUUGGAAAGGGCGUUAUUGCCUCCUCCACUGGUCUUCUGUUCAAGACUAGAGGCUUCAAGGUUUCCGCCAUCAAAAUCGAUCCUUACAUGAACAUCGAUGCCGGUACCAUGAGCCCUCUUGAGCACGGAGAGGUUUUCGUUCUCGACGACGGCGGUGAGGUCGAUCUUGAUCUCGGAAACUACGAGAGAUAUCUGAACGUCACUCUCACCCGCGAGAACAACAUCACCACCGGCAAGAUCUACAGCCAUGUUAUCGAGCGUGAGCGCAAGGGAGACUACCUUGGCAAGACCGUGCAGGUCGUUCCCCACAUCACCAACGCGAUCCAGGACUGGAUCGAGCGCGUUGCGAAGAUUCCUGUCGAUGACAGCGGCGAGGAGCCCGAUAUCUGCAUUGUCGAGCUUGGAGGAACGGUCGGAGACAUUGAGUCCGCGCCCUUUGUCGAGGCUCUUCGUCAGUUCCAGUUCCGCGUCGGACCCGAGAACUUUGCGCUGAUCCACGUCUCGCUGAUCCCGGUCGUGAACGGCGAGCAAAAGACGAAGCCGACGCAGGUCGCUGUGCGUGACUUGCGUGGUCUGGGUCUUAGCGCUGAUAUCGUCGCCUGCCGGUGUACGCACAAGCUCGAGAAGGCUACUACCGACAAGAUCUCGAUGUUUUGCCACGUCGGUCCGGACCAGGUUUUGGUCGUUCACGACUUGAGCUCGAUUUACCACGUUCCCUUGUUGCUGGAUCAACAGAAGAUCGUCGAGCAGCUGUCCAAGAAGCUCAAGCUCGAGAAGAUUUCCGUUAACCCUGCGUUUGUCAACAAGGGUUCCUCGCUCUGGUCUGACUGGAAGCACUUGACCUCGACCCACGACCGCAUGUUUGAGAGCGUGACUAUUGCGCUUGUGGGCAAGUACACCCAUCUCAAGGACAGCUACAUCUCCGUCGUCAAGUCGCUUGAGCACUCUGCUCUGCGCUGCCAGCGCAAGCUGACCAUCAACUGGGUCGAGGCCUCUGAUCUCGAGCCGGACACGUUGACCAGCGACCGCGUCAACUUCCACAAGGCGUGGCACGAGGUCUGCAAGGCCGACGGUAUUCUCGUCCCUGGAGGAUUCGGAUCGCGUGGUACGGAGGGUAUGAUUGCGGCUGCCAAGUGGGCGCGUGAGAACGAUGUGCCGUACUUGGGAAUCUGUCUUGGUCUCCAGAUUGCGGUUAUCGAGUACGCUAGAAACGUUCUCGGAUAUAAAGAUGCCUUCUCUGAGGAACUCGUCGAGGAGCCUACCGAGAACCCGUUGAUUGUUUUCAUGCCGGAGGUCAGCAAGACGCAUCUCGGCGGAACCAUGCGUCUCGGUCUUCGCCCGACCAAGUUCCAAGCCGACACCGAGUGGUCCAAACUCCGCAAGCUGUACGGCGGCGGCGAGGUCGUGCACGAGCGACACCGUCACCGGUACGAGGUGAACCCGAAGUACGUGCCCGAGCUCGAGGAGAAGGGGUUCACGUUUGUGGGCAAGGACGAGCUCGGCGAGCGGAUGGAGAUCUUUGAGCUCAAGGACCAUAGAUGGUUCGUGGGCACGCAGUAUCAUCCCGAGUAUCUGUCGCGCGUGCUUGAUCCGUCAAAGCCGUACCUCGGUUUCCUGGCCGCCAGUUCUGGGAUCUUGGACACGAUGAUCUAG
Molecule: messenger RNA, 1692 nt
Organism: Myxozyma melibiosi
Lineage: Eukaryota; Fungi; Ascomycota; Lipomycetes; Lipomycetales; Lipomycetaceae
Product: CTP synthase N-terminus-domain-containing protein
Exons: 5
Coding region: 1-1692 (563 amino acids)
Biological process (GO): pyrimidine nucleobase biosynthetic process; CTP biosynthetic process
Cellular component (GO): cytoophidium; cytoplasm
Molecular function (GO): CTP synthase activity; identical protein binding
Source: RefSeq, a predicted model, not a curated record